AUGCAGCUCUUCAAGAAGUCAUUUGCCACGAAUCAGCAAGUGCUCCCAGUUGGGCUAGCACUACUCCGCCGUAUUGACCUCUGGGGUGACCACCGGAAGUGGUACAAAUUCGGACUGCUGCAAUCGUGCAUGUUGGUUGCGCUAAUUGGUCCGAAGGCCAUUCUCGGCUCCGGUCAAGAUGGGUUUGACUCGAAGGCGCGCAAUUUAGCGGAGAUGAUUUUUCUGACUGAGAUUUGCAUUUCGAUGAUGAUUUUUUUCUAUAGAAGAAAUUCGUUCGAGCAGCUGAUCAAAGUUUUAAAGCACUUUUUGCAAGAGGAUUGGCCACAACCAUUGCGGAAAGAAAUUGGGUUGUUCAAUCGGCGAAUGCACAUGUUUGCCCAGCUGUACGUUGUUUAUCUAGCGAGCAUGGUUUCGGUGUUUUUGACCGCCCCGAUAGUGUCAACGAUCGUAAAAAUGAGCCUGGUUGACAAAGCGGAUAGGAGUGAUUUUUUACUCGUUAUGGAAGUACAAUUCUACUGGCUGGACAUUCGACGCAACAUUUUCCAUUAUGUAAUCUACAUGAUAUUCUGUUGCACGGCGAUCCUCUGUUCAGCCUACCAAAGUCUCAUUAAGGGAUCCGUAUUUCUCGUGAUUAUACAAUAUGGUUCAAAAUUGUUUGAAUUAGUAUCGAAACGCAUCACUGCCAUGGAACAACUGAAUGGCAUAGAAGAACGUCGUAACGAACUUCGUAAAAUAAUUGAACUACAUAAUCUGGCCUUGGAAUAUUUGGAACACGUGGAAACCACCGUCAACUUCAUUCUGAUCAAUCAAUCGAUGAAUUGUAUACUGAUCUGGUGCUUGAUGAUGUUAUACAUUUCGACGAACUUCGGACCGAAUGCGGCCAACGUAGUUCUUCUGUUCAUUGUGCUGAUUGGCGAAAUGGUUGUGUACAGUAUCAACGGAACUCGUCUUAGUGAUGAGGCAUCCAAGGUUGCAGAUGUGAUGUACGGGUAUCCGUGGUACCAGGAGCCUGUCGACAUACAGAGAAGUGCCAUCUUGGUGAUCCGGCGUGCUCAGAAGAAAACCGGUAUUACAGCGGCAAAGUUCUAUUUCGUGGACGUGGCGAGAUUGGGAUCGAUGAUUCAAGCAACAUACUCGUACUAUCUGGUUCUGAAAGAUACGAUCUAG
Molecule: messenger RNA, 1167 nt
Organism: Topomyia yanbarensis
Lineage: Eukaryota; Metazoa; Arthropoda; Insecta; Diptera; Culicidae
Product: odorant receptor 1a-like
Exons: 4
Coding region: 1-1167 (388 amino acids)
Biological process (GO): detection of chemical stimulus involved in sensory perception of smell; sensory perception of smell
Cellular component (GO): plasma membrane
Molecular function (GO): odorant binding; olfactory receptor activity
Source: RefSeq, a predicted model, not a curated record